Molecule: messenger RNA, 2020 nt
Organism: Anguilla anguilla (European eel)
Lineage: Eukaryota; Metazoa; Chordata; Actinopteri; Anguilliformes; Anguillidae
Gene: slc75a1
Product: major facilitator superfamily domain containing 10
Exons: 13
Coding region: 149-1510 (453 amino acids)
Biological process (GO): transmembrane transport
Cellular component (GO): brush border membrane
Molecular function (GO): transmembrane transporter activity
Source: RefSeq, a predicted model, not a curated record
GGAAACCGCUUCCUGGUCUUUAGAAAUUAGAAGGCAGUUUCUGCCAUGCAUUAGCCUACUAUGAAAACAGAAUGUGCCGUCGUUCAGCGUGGGAGACAGAGUAACCCAAGAUACGCCGCUGGUUUUGAAGCUCACCUCUAGAGACAGGAUGAAAUGCUCCGAUACCUCACCUGAAGAGGACGCUGGCUCUUCACGGGUCAUUGCGGUGGUUUUCUGCGCCCUGCUCCUGGACUUGCUUGGAUUCACUUUAAUUCUUCCUCUUCUUCCCUCUAUUCUAGACCACUAUGGACAAACUGAAGAUGCUGUAUAUCAGUCACUACAGAGCCUUGUGGAUUGGUUCAGAGACACUGUACAGGCUCCCACUGAAACUAAAUACAACACAGUCCUCUUUGGGGGUCUGAUCGGGUCCCUCUUCUCUCUGCUGCAGUUCCUGAGCUCACCUCUCACUGGUGCAGCGUCUGAUUACUAUGGGAGGAGACCCCUGAUGAUGCUGACCACAGUGGGACUGAUGUCUUCCUACGCUCUGUGGGCUUUGUCCCGCAGUUUCAGCGUGUUCCUGCUGUCCCGAGUGGUGGGGGGCAUCUGCAAGGGGAACGUCAGCCUCUGCACCGCCAUCGUGGCGGACCUGUCCUGCCCCAAAGCGCGAACCCGAGGGAUGGCGAUGAUUGGUGUAGCUUUCUCAAUGGGCUUCACAGUAGGGCCUCUGAUUGGGGCCUACUUUGCCCGAAGGUCCAGUUUGGAGGAGGUGUUCUACCUAGGCCCAGCUGUCCUGGCACUGCUCUUCUCCACAGCAGACCUAAUCUUCAUCUUCAUCAUGCUACCUGAAACUCUGCGUAAAGACACCAAGGGCUCCUCGGUGUCCUCAGGCUUCCAGGAGACCAGGGACCUCCUCAGCCCCGUGGCCCUGUUCCGUUUCUCUGCUGUAACACGGAGAGAAGACUCACCUUCCAAACAGAGCAUGGAGAAUCUGAGAGCACUGGGAUUGGUCUACUUCUCCUACCUGUUUCUCUUCUCUGGACUGGAGUUCACGCUCAGCUUCCUGACUCAUCAGCGGUUCCAGUUCACCAGCAUGGACCAGGGGAAGAUGUUCUUCUUCAUUGGAAUCACCAUGGCAGUAAUCCAGGGUGGAUACGCCCGCAGGAUCAAACCAGGUCAUCAGAUCAGGACCAUUAGGCUGGCAAUCAUGUCAUUGAUCCCCGCCUUCAUCCUCGUUGGAUUGGCCUGGAAUUUGACUCUGCUCUACACUGGGUUAUUUCUGUACUCAUUUGCUGCUGCAGUGGUUGUCCCAUGUCUGUCAGCCCAGGUCUCUGAAUAUGGUUUGGCCAGUCAGAAAGGAACGGUGAUGGGAAUUCUCCGAAGUUUGGGAGCGCUGGCUCGAGCGCUAGGGCCUAUUUUGGCAUCUUCAGUGUACUGGUUGGCUGGAUCAGAGGUCUGCUUUGUCGUCAGUUCUGCCUUUUUCAUUUUGCCGUUGGCUUUGCUGAGACGACAAAGAUGGUCCAAGGAGGAGUGAUGGGCGGAGUCUCAGAGCGAUGGGUGGAGUCUCGGACCCUUGCACUGCACCAGACAUUCUUCGGAUUAUGUUUUUUAUAAUGGAGCUUUUAUAUUGUUGUAUAAUAAUAUAAUUUUGCCAUUUGGACCUAUAAAGUUUAUAUUUUGGGUUUGGUAUGUGUGGAAAAUAGAGUCAUGGCCUUUUUGCAAACAUGUACAGUGCUCUCCAAAAGUGUGUAGUAAACAGUACUGUAGUGUAAAUAUACCAUUGCAGUUGUAGAACAGAAUAACUGCAUUGGGAAAGGCAUUGUGUUAACAAAUUUGCAUUGUAUGCAUAAUCUGCCUGACUUGCAGUAUUUAUGAGAAAUCAGUAUUUUGUGCAAAUUAUUAGUAGUUCCUUAAAGCACUUCCUGGUGCCGUUAUGUUAGCCUCACUUUUCAGAAAGAUGAGUCAGACAUUCUACACUUUUGAUCAUCAACACUGGCAAGGAAGUAUUUAUUACAGAAAGUCUGCAAUGUUAAAGACAUUUUAG